Toxotes jaculatrix (banded archerfish) is the source of this 652-nucleotide messenger RNA. RefSeq names its product endoplasmic reticulum mannosyl-oligosaccharide 1,2-alpha-mannosidase-like. NCBI's taxonomy places the organism in Eukaryota, Metazoa, Chordata, Actinopteri, Toxotidae. Bases 197 to 652 code for a protein of 151 amino acids. The transcript is spliced from 5 exons. The record is from RefSeq and is a predicted model, not a curated record.
CAGAGCUACAAGUGGAUCGCGUUUAACGUCCAGUUUUCUUUCAUCGUCUCUAUAAUAAGUGUUUUAAACAUGAAGAGACCCCCGAGGCUUCUUCAUUAACGCUGAGCUAACCGUUGAGUACUGUUACUCUCCUGGUGGUGGAUUAGACUGGUCGCACAUGUAAAGCUGGAGACUUUUCGAGGGCUGGGUUACAGACAUGCACCCACCAUCUCGACAGGGCUAUGUAUCCAUAAGCUUUGCUGGACAAGGAAGUUACAAUAACAGUAAGCAGUGGAGGAGGCAGUCCUGCUGGAGGAAGUGGAAGCAGCUGUCCAGGCUGCAGCGAAGCCUCAUCCUCUUCAUCCUCGUCCUUUUGUUUAUUUGUGGAAUUGCUUCCUAUCCUACUGUUACUGAACACCUCAGAGGCCUUACAGAUGGAGAGCGAGACACAGACAGUAACAGCAUCCUGAGACCUGCCAUCCCCCAUGUACUGCCUGAGCCUGUCAAACACGGCCCCCCAGCACUAACUGAACAGCCCUCCCAGAUUGAAGAAGGUUCCGAAUGCAGCGGCCAGUGCGACGGCCAGCGGUGGCGUACGUGGAUCGCUCGCGGUUUGAAAGCCGCACCACCCCCGAAGAAGCGGGUUCGAGACCAGAUCGUUCACCGUGUAUAA